Molecule: messenger RNA, 4929 nt
Organism: Microcebus murinus (gray mouse lemur)
Lineage: Eukaryota; Metazoa; Chordata; Mammalia; Primates; Cheirogaleidae
Gene: THRA
Product: thyroid hormone receptor alpha
Biological process (GO): positive regulation of transcription by RNA polymerase II; thyroid hormone receptor signaling pathway; negative regulation of transcription by RNA polymerase II
Cellular component (GO): RNA polymerase II transcription regulator complex
Molecular function (GO): zinc ion binding; RNA polymerase II cis-regulatory region sequence-specific DNA binding; nuclear receptor activity
Source: RefSeq, a predicted model, not a curated record
GGCCUGCAGGGAGCAGCCGCGAGCCGGCCGGGCGCGCAGAGACCGAGCCCCAGCCGGAGCGGGGCGGGGGAGGGAGGAGCCAGAGCGGCCGCCGCCUCUGCCGGAGGAGCCGCGGGGCCGCCACACUCGCCCCCCGCCCCCCCGCGCUCACUCGCACUCACACCCGGGCGCAGGAGGCGGGCGGCCCGGGCCCCACCGGCCCCCCAUGGACGCCCCCGGCACGGGGCGCUGAGACCCCCGCGUCGCUGCCCAGCCCUGUCCAGCGCGCCACGCCGAGGGAUCUCUGUACAGGACAAGACUCCGAAGCUACUCCCCCAGCCCAGAACCCAGGACCCCCUUGCAGACCCAGCUUGCCCCCAGCCCUCCCACCUGCCACUCCCUGGCCCCUCCCACCACCCGCCCCUCCUGGGGUGCAGGGCAUGGUGUGAAAGGCCAAGUGCUGAGGGCGGGUACCAUGGGUGCUGUGCCCUAGGGCCUGGGUGGCGGGGGGUGGGUGGCUUGUGGGUGUGCCGGGGGGGCCAGUGUGCCCACCCCAGUCUCUUGGCGUGCUGGAAGGCAUCCUGGAUGGAAUUGAAGUGAAUGGAACAGAAGCCAAGCAAGGUGGAGUGUGGGUCAGACCCAGAGGAGAACAGUGCCAGGUCACCAGAUGGAAAGCGAAAAAGAAAGAACGGCCAAUGUUCCCUGAAAACCAGCAUGUCAGGGUAUAUCCCUAGUUACCUGGACAAAGACGAGCAGUGUGUCGUGUGUGGGGACAAGGCAACUGGUUAUCACUACCGCUGUAUCACUUGUGAGGGCUGCAAGGGCUUCUUUCGCCGCACAAUCCAGAAGAACCUCCAUCCCACCUAUUCCUGCAAGUAUGACAGCUGCUGUGUCAUCGACAAGAUCACCCGCAAUCAGUGCCAGCUGUGCCGCUUCAAGAAGUGCAUUGCUGUCGGCAUGGCCAUGGACUUGGUUCUAGAUGACUCUAAGCGGGUGGCCAAGCGCAAGCUGAUCGAGCAGAACCGGGAGAGGCGGCGAAAGGAAGAGAUGAUUCGAUCACUGCAGCAGAGACCAGAGCCCACUCCCGAAGAGUGGGAUCUGAUCCACGUUGCCACGGAGGCCCAUCGCAGCACCAAUGCCCAGGGCAGCCACUGGAAGCAGAGGCGGAAAUUCCUGCCGGAUGACAUUGGCCAGUCACCCAUCGUCUCCAUGCCGGACGGAGACAAGGUGGACCUAGAGGCCUUCAGCGAGUUUACCAAGAUCAUCACCCCGGCCAUCACCCGUGUGGUGGACUUUGCCAAAAAACUGCCCAUGUUCUCCGAGCUGCCUUGCGAAGACCAGAUCAUCCUCCUGAAGGGGUGCUGCAUGGAGAUCAUGUCCCUGCGGGCGGCUGUCCGCUAUGACCCCGAGAGCGACACCCUGACACUGAGUGGGGAGAUGGCCGUCAAGCGGGAGCAGCUCAAGAAUGGUGGCCUGGGUGUAGUCUCUGACGCCAUCUUUGAACUGGGCAAGUCACUCUCUGCCUUUAACCUGGAUGACACGGAAGUGGCUCUGCUGCAGGCUGUGCUGCUAAUGUCAACAGACCGCUCGGGCCUGCUGUGUGUGGACAAGAUCGAGAAGAGUCAGGAGGCGUACCUGCUGGCGUUUGAGCACUACGUCAACCACCGCAAACACAACAUUCCGCACUUCUGGCCCAAGCUGCUGAUGAAGGUGACUGACCUCCGCAUGAUCGGGGCCUGCCACGCCAGCCGCUUCCUCCACAUGAAAGUCGAGUGCCCCACCGAACUCUUCCCCCCACUCUUCCUCGAGGUCUUUGAGGAUCAGGAAGUCUAAAGCCUCAGGCGGCCAGAGGGUGUGCGGAGCUGGUGGGGAGGAGCCUGGAGAGAAGGGGCCGAGCUGGGGGCUGAGGGAGACCCCCCACCUCUUCUCUCCUUCCUCUCACCCUCGGAUAGAUUCAGCUCCCACACACACACCCGCACUGCCCAGGUCCCUCCUCAGCACCUCCAGCCCUGGGACAGGGCAAACAAAUGAACUUGCUAUGAAAAGGACAGUGUGGGAGGCUGGGGGGCCCCGUCCUCUCAGAAGGUAGGGGAAGGGAGGGAGAACCGAGAGGGACAAGCCAUCUUGACCAUAGUAGGGGAAGGAGGAAUGCGGGAUGGGGGAAGAUGCCCCCGACUCAGCCCCUACACACAUAGGAGAGAGAGCCCCCCACCCAGCUCCUUGGCCUCGGUUUCCCCUCUAGGCUGGGGCCUCUCUACUUCCCCAGAUGCCUGGGUGCAAAGAACGGCUUGGCUUGGCUCCUCCCUUGGAGGUUAAAAAUUAUAGUCAUUCUAACUGCACUUUGGAAACCAAGCAAGGGGAAAAGAUAAAUGAAGAAACACUAGACAGAGAGAAAAAGACGAAAAAGAGAGAGUGAGCGAUAGAGAGAGAGAGAGAUGAUAUUAAAUUAUUAACUGAGGCUGGCCAGAGGGGAGGGACCCCCCCCUUACCACCCCAUGCACUUUGAGAGCUGCCCCUCCUCCCCCCACAUCAGAGAAAUGCCCCACACACCAGAUCCCCAAGGGUAGGGCUGCCGAUCAGAGCUGUGAGAACACAACAGGGUCCUGGCCACCCCCUUGCCUUGCCCGCCCUCUGUGCCCGUCGGCACCCCCGCCCCAGUACGUCCUCUGCUCUCUGCCGCUCGUGCCCGCUGAGUUCCAUCUACCUCUCAUGCUGGAUGCCAGCUGGCCCCUCACCAGCCUGCCCUGCUGCCCGCACAGCUACCCUUUCAAGUGCCCAGCCCCAGGGGCCUCUCCCUGUCCCCCUCCUCCUUCCCCACCUUGGCAGCCACACAGGAAAAACUGUGGCUCCGGCUCCUACCCACCUCAUAUCCUGCAGUAUUAGCUACAAUCCAGAUGCUGCUGCGUUGGGGGGGUUUGGGAGGCUGUGCGUGAGUGUCCCCCAGAGCCUCACCCCUUUAGGUCUCUGUUUCCCUGUUUCCUGUCUUCUGGGCUCUCUCUAACCUCUGCCCUCCUUCCCAACUCCCACUCAAUGCACUAACCCAGACUCUGGGCGGGCAGGCACCAGAUUGGGGGUGUUUAGAUAAAUGGCACUUAGUUGGGGCCCUGGGCAAAGGUGUGGUUGGUGCUCCUUCUUUUAUCUUUCAAGCUCUUUAGGCCCACCACCCCUCUGCCCCUGGGACCUUCCCCCUUCUUUUCUCUAAUUCAGGGACUUUGGCUUGAGCCUCCUCCCACCCUCCUGGUGGGGAGUGCUCUGUUGGUCUGCACUUGGGUGAGCUGCCCUCCUCCUCCUCGCUUUGGCUGCCCCCUCCUGCUUCUCAAGGGAGGGGGGAAAGGAGGGGGAGGGACAGAGCAGACCAGAGUGCCCUGGGCUCAGGGCUGCAUGUCGGCAGGGAUGGAUGGGUGGACAUAGAUGCCCCCGGAAGCCAUGGGGAAUGGGGCAGGGGGCGGGGGGAGGGGUGCCAGGGCUUCCCGCGCUUUGCACUAUUGGGGCAAAAAUGUCUUAAGCAGUGGGGAGCCUGCCACCCCACCCUGACCGUCGGCCUGCCACAGCCCCCUACACACACAGACACACACACACACAUACACACGCAGGCACACACACAUGGGAAGGCAGUACUAUGCUGCCCAUUAGGGCAACAUCCUUCCCACCCUGUUUGAGCGUUCCAACAGGGAUGGAGGGCCUGGAGGAGCAUCCACUGUCACCUGUGCAUGUGCCUGUCCCACCCUGCUCUGGGGCCCUGGGCUGCCUGAGCUGUCUUUGUCUGACUAUCUUCUCUCUCUCUCCUGGGGUACUGAUUCCUGUGUUACUCCAGUCCCAUGGGUAGGCCCUCCCGUACCUUCCUCCCACACCUGGGGGCCCAGUGGAAUUCCUGACCUGUCUACUGUCUCCCCCAUUCCUCUCCCCAUCUCUACCCUUCCAUCCCCAUCCUCAGCCAUGGACACGGUGUAGAAAAAGGCCUUGAAGAGCCUUGGCCUCUUACAGGCACCUGGGACUCCUCCCACCCUCCCCAAUCAUAUGAGCUGUGAUUCCCCUCCCCCUUCCCCUCCCUCUUGGUGAUGUGGGUUGUAUGUGUGUGUUUUCUGCGUGAAUGUGUGAGUGAGUAUACGUGGUAGGGGAGGAGCCAGGGAGACUCAGGAGUGCCACGCACCUGCUCUAGAGAGGCAGCUGUCCCGUCCCUGCAGAAGUAGGGGACAGGGCCCUCUCCUGGGGGCCAUUGGUGCUAAUGAGGGGGAUGGCCUUGAUGUGGGUGCUUAGCAUGCCUCCCCCACUAUUGGCCCGGGGCACUAGGGCAGGCAGGGUGGGGCAGCAGGUGCAGUAUUGGUGGGAGGACAGGUUGCUGGGAAUAGGAUGAGGGGGCCAGGCCAGGACAAGGGGGUGCCAGAGCCAUGACCACUACCCCACCCCCACCACCCGCCUCUCCAUCUCAGUAUUCCCCCUCCCAUCACUCAUAACACACAUACCUCAUCCAGCCUCCUCCCUGCUCAGACUUGGGGAGGGUGGGGGAGGAGCCCCACCCCUUCCCCUGGUGGCGGGUCUGCAGGGCUGGGAGACGGCAGGGUGUGUGACAGAGACACCGUCCAUAAGGGGGACAAUAUCUCCUGCCCUGGGAACUCCUGGGUGGGGGGAGGGGGACACUGCCCAGAGGCGCUACUGAAUGUAAGAAGCUGGUGCUGGGGUAGGAGCAGGGGGUUGUGGCCAGAAACAGGGAAGGAGGUAGGUCCCUACCCCAGGGAGGGGUGAGACCUGUAGGGGUGACUCGGAGGGGCUCCUACUCCUGCCCCACGUUGACAAUCAGUAUGUCUGUUAUGUGCGAUUUUUCACCCCGUUGUGUUUUGGGUCAGGAUUUUAAAGAAAGAUAUUUUUAUGGUAAUUGUUGCUCGUCUAUUUUACUAUAUAUUUAUGUAAUAAAUAUAUGAUGAAAAUAACCCCCUUUGGCACCCCCCCUUA